AGGAACUUGAGGUUGCACCUUGAUUCGAUCUCAGUGGCCUUCCUUUGUGUGGGAGGGGACAGCACUUUGGCUAAAAUGGAAAAAUGCUGUUGUCAACUUUAUGAGAAGGAAGGCAGUAGCCAAGUGAAGCAGCUGGAUUCACACUGAAGUCACUCUGAACUCUGCAGAUCAUUCUUCUGCUACGGAGCUCACAUCUCUGAUUUACUGUGUGUUUUGUUCAAAGAACAAAACAAGAAAGCAGCUGUGCAACAUGACAUUUGAAGACUUCGAGAACUACUCCUAUUUCUAUGACCUGCCUGAGGAAGAUGAAUCACCCCAGUCCUCCCUCAGCAUUGCCCAUAUCAUUUCCCUUUCCUUUUACAGUGUGGCAUUUCUGCUGGGAGUGCCAGGUAAUGCCAUUGUGAUCUGGUUUAUGGGCUUUAAGUGGGACAAAUCUGUUUCUACACUCUGGUUCCUCAACCUGGCUGUUGCAGAUUUCAUUUUUGUUCUCUUCCUGCCUCUCUAUAUUACGUAUGUGGCCAUGGGCUUCCACUGGCCUUUUGGGAAGUGGCUCUGCAAAAUGAACUCAUUCAUUGCACUACUUAAUAUGUUUGCCAGUGUUUUCUUCCUGACAUUUAUCAGCCUUGACCGCUAUAUCCGCCUGGUCCACCCAGUCUUUUCCUACAAGUACCGGACUGUGAGGAACACCCUCAUUCUUAGUGGGAUCAUUUGGAUGUCAGCUGCAAUUAUAGGUGGUCCUGCCUUGUACUUCAGAGACACAGCUACAGUUCUCAACAAUGUCACCAUUUGCUACAACAACUUCCACGUGCACGACAGAGAGCUUAUUUUGCUGACACAUCACAUUCUCAUUUGGGUGAGGCUUGCAUUUGGUUACCUCUUUCCUCUCGUGACCAUGGUCAUCUGCUACUCAUUGCUGAUUGUCAAAGUGAAGAGGAGAACUGUAUUGACUUCUAGCAGGCUUUUCUGGACCAUCAUUGCUGUAGUUGUAGCUUUUUUUGUUUGCUGGACACCAUAUCACAUAUUCAGCAUUGUGGAGCUGUCUGCUCACCACGAUGUAAAUCUGCAUGACUUACUACAGGAUGGCAUUCCCCUCUCCACUGGCCUUGGUUUCAUCAACAGUUGCCUCAAUCCCAUCCUCUAUGUUCUAAUUAGCAAAAAAUUCCAGGCCCAGGUCAAGACAACAGUCUCUGAGGUGCUAAAAUCGGCGCUGUGGGAGGUGAGUCGUUCAGGAACUGUCAGUGAGCAGCUCUGGAGCUCGGACAACACCCAUGCACCUGUGCACCAUUGUGAAACUGCUCAGUGAAUGUUCUUGUCACUAUCCCUCUCCAAAUUAUCUGACAGGAGAUCUGGAGACAUUCUUGACUUUUUAUCUGCCAGUCAGAUAU
Molecule: messenger RNA, 1385 nt
Organism: Pogoniulus pusillus (Red-fronted tinkerbird)
Lineage: Eukaryota; Metazoa; Chordata; Aves; Piciformes; Lybiidae
Gene: CMKLR2
Product: chemerin chemokine-like receptor 2
Exons: 4
Coding region: 251-1303 (350 amino acids)
Biological process (GO): positive regulation of cytosolic calcium ion concentration; inflammatory response; phospholipase C-activating G protein-coupled receptor signaling pathway
Cellular component (GO): plasma membrane
Molecular function (GO): complement receptor activity; G protein-coupled receptor activity
Source: RefSeq, a predicted model, not a curated record